GAUGGCGGACGGUGACGGCUUAGGUGAAGCAGCGACUGCUGCGGCAUCUUCUCCUGCACCUGCUCCCGGCCAGAGCCCGUCGCUGGGCUGGAGGGAGCGGCUGCGGGCUGGGCUGGCUGGGACUGGGGUCUCGCUGUGGUUCGUGGCGGGGCUGGGACUGCUUUACGCUCUGAGGGUCCCGCUGAGGCUGUGUGAGAAUUUGGCAGCGGUGACAGUAUUUUUAAAUUCAUUGACGCCCAAAUUCUAUGUGGCACUUACAGGAACAUCUUCUUUGAUAUCGGGACUAAUAUUUAUAUUUGAAUGGUGGUACUUCCAUAAGCAUGGCACAUCUUUUAUUGAGCAAGUGUCUGUGAGCCAUUUGCGACCUCUGAUGGGAGGAACAGAAAGCAUUUCAGAGCCAGGUUCUUCUAGCAACAGAGAAAGUGAAACCAGCAGACAGAAUUUGUCAGAAUGCAAAGUAUGGAGGAACCCUCUAAAUCUUUUCCGAGGAGCAGAAUAUAGGAGAUACACUUGGGUGACUGGUAAAGAGCCACUUACAUACUAUGACAUGAAUUUGUCAGCUCAGGACCAUCAGACCUUUUUCACCUGUGACACGGACUUUUUACGUCCUUCAGACACAGUUAUGCAGAAGGCAUGGAGGGAAAGAAAUCCUCCAGCUCGAAUCAAAGCAGCCUAUCAAGCUUUAGAAUUAAACCAUGACUGUGCCACUGCAUAUGUUCUACUGGCUGAGGAAGAAGCAACAACUAUUGUAGAUGCUGAAAGGUUAUUUAAACAGGCACUCAAGGCAGGAGAGACAAUUUACAGGCGGUCACAGCAGUGCCAGCACCAAAGUCCUCAGCAUGAAGCUCAACUGAGAAGAGAUACCAAUGUACUGGUAUAUAUUAAAAGAAGAUUAGCAAUGUGUGCAAGAAAAUUAGGAAGAAUAAGAGAAGCAGUAAAAAUAAUGAGAGAUCUGAUGAAAGAAUUCCCUCCUCUUACCAUGUUGAACAUCCAUGAGAAUCUCCUAGAAUCACUUUUAGAAUUACAGGCCUAUGCAGAUGUUCAGGCAGUCCUAGCAAAAUAUGAUGAUAUAAGCCUUCCAAAGUCAGCAGCAAUCUGUUACACAGCAGCACUAUUGAAGACAAGGACUGUUUCAGAUAAAUUCUCUCCUGAAACAGCCUCCAGAAGAGGGCUAAGCACAGCAGAAAUCAAUGCCGUGGAAGCAAUUCAUAGAGCUGUGGAAUUUAAUCCUCAUGUUCCAAAAUAUUUACUAGAGAUGAAAAGUCUAAUUUUACCUCCGGAACACAUUCUGAAACGGGGUGACAGUGAAGCAAUCGCCUAUGCUUUCUUCCAUCUCCAGCACUGGAAGAGGAUCGAAGGCGCACUUAACCUGCUACAGUGCACGUGGGAAGGCACUUUUAGAAUGAUUCCAUACCCUUUAGAGAAAGGCCAUCUAUUUUACCCAUAUCCCAGCUGCACAGAGACUGCUGAUAGAGAGCUAUUACCUACCUUUCAUCAUGUUUCUGUUUACCCAAAGAAGGAGCUUCCUUUUUUCAUCCAUUUCACAGCAGGACUGUGUUCUUCCACAGCAAUGAUAGCUCUUCUCACACACCAGUAUCCUGAAAUCAUGGGUGUUUUUGCUAAAGCUUGGUGCUGCCUAGGGAGCGAGUGCAUCUCAAACUGGAAUGACCUUACUGUGUAAUCCGACAUGGAAAAAGUUGACUAGAAAAGAAAUCCUGUCCAUUUAACAGCUGGAAAAAUAUAUGUGGCUGGGCAUUUGCGAUCACAGGCGAGGGGUGGAAGAGUUGGUCCUUGGGCUUCUCUCAGGGCAGUGGGACACAGAUAAAAUCGAGUGAGGAGCAAGAUCUAGAAUCUUGAAUCCAUAGACCAAAGUUUUAGACCAAAAGUUAUUAAUUUACUGUGAUUCUAGUUAACGAACAAUAAAUAAGCAUUUAUUUACUAUCUUUUGA
Suricata suricatta (meerkat) is the source of this 1949-nucleotide messenger RNA. It is a transcript of the gene ST7L, whose product is annotated as suppression of tumorigenicity 7 like. The record is from RefSeq and is a predicted model, not a curated record. The transcript has 15 exons. The coding region runs from base 2 to 1681 and encodes 559 amino acids. Lineage: Eukaryota; Metazoa; Chordata; Mammalia; Carnivora; Herpestidae.